AUGCACAGAAUCUAUGAUCCCCUCCGCAGCCGAACCGCUCCAAAAGUCAUGUCGAGUCUUCCGAAGUUAUGGAGCAAGCUGUUCAAGAGUCGCAUCGUAAUCUCACUGAGUGCCCACGCUCAGAUAUAUUCCUACACUGGAGCCUUCGUUCUCUUCAUUCUAUUCGCAGAUGCUGUCCGUGAAGUCAACAAAUACUCACACGUUGAACUUGCUAUGGACAAUUCUGUACGUCAUGCUGCAGAUGCCGAUGCUAUCAUUCAUAUGAGAUUGUUCCGCGCACAACGAAACUUUUACAUCUCUGGAUUUGCUCUUCUACUUUUCCUCGUAAUCAAGCGUAUCAUGGGGCUACUCAGUCGAAGUGCGCAGUUGGAAGCUGCUAGUGAAGCAGCCAUGCGUCAAGCUGAAAGUGCUUCCAAAGCAGCAAAGACCCUCAUGAAUGCAGGUGGCGACGAGGAGAUCGCUGACCUCAACCGCAAGAUAGAGGAGCUAGGCAGUGAGCUAAAGAAGACGCAGAUUGAUCGUGACACUUUGCGCAAACAGGCAGAAUCUCUUCAAAAUGAGUACGAUCGUGUUUCGGAUCUACUUGUAAAAUACGAGAGUAAUCCAUAG
Cooperia oncophora is the source of this 609-nucleotide messenger RNA. The record is from the annotation of a GenBank genome assembly. Lineage: Eukaryota; Metazoa; Nematoda; Chromadorea; Rhabditida; Trichostrongylidae.